Messenger RNA from Glarea lozoyensis ATCC 20868, 1323 nucleotides. RefSeq names its product DNA-glycosylase. Gene Ontology annotation, molecular function: DNA binding; DNA-(apurinic or apyrimidinic site) endonuclease activity; oxidized pyrimidine nucleobase lesion DNA N-glycosylase activity. The transcript is spliced from 2 exons. The record is from RefSeq and is a predicted model, not a curated record. Gene Ontology annotation, cellular component: nucleus. Gene Ontology annotation, biological process: base-excision repair, AP site formation; nucleotide-excision repair; base-excision repair. Bases 1 to 1323 code for a protein of 440 amino acids. NCBI's taxonomy places the organism in Eukaryota, Fungi, Ascomycota, Leotiomycetes, Helotiales, Helotiaceae.
AUGCGAACCUCGAGAAUUGCCAAAGAGACGUCGAACCUCAUUGACGCAACCGCUGGGGCAUCCCAAAUUCGCCGAAGCACCAGAUCAUCCAUUGCCAAAUUCGCGCGCCAUACUGAAAGCAAAGAGGAUGGCUCAUCGGAAGGAGCAUCACGGGCUGUAGACAUUGAAGAUGUUAUACCUUUACGGAAGCGGAAGCGCGAUGCUCCCCGAACGCCUCAGCAGAAAACGACCAUGGUCAAGACCGAAAUCGAAGACAGUGUCAAUAUCUCGCCUGCCAGAUCGCGCAAGGUUCGCAAACCUGCGCGCAAGGUUAAGAAUGAACAAGGGGAAGUAGAAAUCCAUCCUCCAAACGAUUGGGCGGAGGUAUAUGCGGCGAUGAAAGAAAUGAGGGUGUCCGGCGUUGCUCAGAACGCUGCCGUGGAUACAAUGGGAUGCGAACGGCUUGGACAAGACGAUGUCAGUCCAAAAGUUAAAAGAUAUCACACCCUCACUGCUUUGAUGCUCUCCUCUCAGACGAAAGACACAACGAACGCUUUAGCGAUGGGACGAUUACAGACCGAAUUGCCAGCAUAUAAAGAAGGAGAACCAAUAGGGUUGAAUCUUGAAAACAUUCUGGCCGUAGACCCUGUGCUCCUUAACGAGUUGAUAUGGGCCGUUGGCUUUCAUAACAACAAGACCAAGUACAUCAAAGCUACCGCGGAAAUCCUAAGGGAUAAAUUUGGGGGCGAUAUACCUGAUACUAUAGAGGGCAUGAUUUCCUUGCCGGGGGUUGGUCCAAAAAUGGCAUAUCUUUGUAUGAGUAGUGCGUGGGGCAGGACUGAAGGCAUUGGUGUUGAUGUGCACGUUCAUCGUAUUACUAAUCUAUGGGGAUGGCAUCAGACGAAGAAUCCCGAGGAAACUCGUCUCGCGUUACAGUCAUGGCUACCUCGAGAGCUUUGGCAUGAAAUCAAUUGGCUUCUUGUUGGUUUCGGACAGAAAAUAUGUUUGCCAGUGGGACGAAAAUGCGGCGAAUGUGAACUAGGACUGAACGGACUUUGCAAGGCUGCCGAGCGUAGCAAGGUCACUUUGGGAAGAAAGAUACGGGAGGAGAAGAUUAAAGCAGAUGAGGACGGCAAUACAAUGGAAAAGGAAGAAACAGUCAAAAUCGAGGAGAUCUCAAAAGAUAUCCCUGUAAACGAGGACCCUGGGGAUACCCUUGAUCUCGAUGCUUUGUCGCAUUCAAACAAACGCAACACGGAAGACAAAGACACGAGCGUGUUGACGGACAUCCCCAGUGAUCCCGAACAGGUGGACUUAAGAACUGGGGACAAAGCCAACUUAUGA